This is a messenger RNA of Cuculus canorus (common cuckoo), 1805 nucleotides long. RefSeq names its product survival motor neuron domain containing 1 (gene SMNDC1). Gene Ontology annotation, molecular function: RNA binding. The record is from RefSeq and is a predicted model, not a curated record. Gene Ontology annotation, cellular component: nucleus; precatalytic spliceosome; cytoplasm. Bases 141 to 857 code for a protein of 238 amino acids. The transcript has 6 exons. Lineage: Eukaryota; Metazoa; Chordata; Aves; Cuculiformes; Cuculidae. Gene Ontology annotation, biological process: mRNA processing; regulation of alternative mRNA splicing, via spliceosome.
UCUCGCGAGAUUCGCCGCGCGCCGGUCCCGCCCUUCCCCGGCCGAGGCGGAGCGCACGGUGCGGUCCCGGCACCCGCAGCGGCGCCUCUGCGCUGCCCCGGCCCUGCUCUGCCCGCCGCCUGCCUCACGCGCCCGCCGAGAUGUCAGAAGACCUUGCUAAGCAGUUGGCUAGCUACAAAGCUCAGCUCCAGCAAGUUGAGGCUGCCUUAUCUGGGAAUGCAGAAAAUGAAGAUUUGCUAAAACUGAAGAAAGACUUACAGGAAGUCAUAGAACUAACCAAAGAUCUUCUUUCAACACAACCUUCGGAAACUCUUGCAAGUUCUGACAGUUCUGCUUCUGCUUUGCCCAGUCACUCCUGGAAGGUUGGGGAUAGGUGCAUGGCAAUAUGGAGUGAGGAUGGACAGUGUUACGAAGCUGAGAUUGAAGAAAUAGAUGAAGAGAAUGGAACAGCUGCGAUCACAUUUGCUGGAUAUGGCAAUGCUGAAGUUACACCUCUGUUCAACCUCAAGCCUGUGGAAGAGGGAAGGAAAGCAAAAGAGGACAGUGGCAACAAACCCAUGUCCAAAAAAGAGAUGAUAGCCCAGCAACGAGAGUACAAAAAGAAGAAAGCUUUGAAAAAAGCUCAGAGAAUUAAAGAACUCGAACAGGAACGAGAGGACCAGAAAGUCAAGUGGCAACAGUUUAACAACAGAGCCUAUUCUAAAAACAAAAAAGGCCAGGUGAAGAGGAGUAUUUUUGCUUCCCCUGAGAGUGUAACUGGCAAGGUUGGCGUUGGAACGUGUGGAAUUGCAGACAAACCUAUGACACAGUAUCAAGAUACCUCUAAAUAUAAUGUCAGGCAUUUGAUGCCUCAGUAACAGGAAAAAAAAGGUGGAACUUCAUCUCUGCAGGGCUUUACACUUAUCUUUUUAUCAUUAUAUUUUUCUAAAAGUAAAUUAUUUGUUGGCACAUAGCGAGUAGUCCAUUUUGUCACCAUCACUUUGGCUUCAGCUGAUAUGAGCCUUAAAUCUCCAGCUAUUGAUUUGACCACCCUAAUCAUUAGUCUUUUUGUAGUUGCAUUAGAAUACAUUCUGCAGGUAAAGGUUUUCAUGAACUGCUGUUACCUGUUACUCCGAAAACAGUGGUUAUCUGCAGCUUGGAUCUCUGGAAUCUUCCAUUCAUACUUGUAGUGAAGGGUUUUUUCCUUAAGAAAAGUGGUGGUAUAAAAAUGGCACCUUCCCAGCCUCCCUCGUUUCUGUAGUCACCGUUCUGUCUGCUAUCUCGGUGACAAGCUCAGCAUCGCAAAGCUGCUGCAGCUCUGUCAGUGUGAGCCAGACUCCAGCGGAGCUCAUACAUCACAUGGAAUUGCUAAGGAAUUUCUGAAUUAACUCCCUUACAAAUCCACUGAAGAUUGGUUUGCACAGCUGUAAAUGAGGGCAGAACAGGGCUGAUAGGAUCUCUUAUAACUAAUGAUGAUUUAUGUGCUAGAAACAAUAAAUCUGACUGUAAUUCCAGUCUGAAUUUGAAGUUAAGCAGAGGAGAUGUUAUACUUUGUUUGUUAAAAUACUCAUCAAAUUUUAAUAGGACAUUAUUGAAAGUUAUUGAAAUGUAACCAGAAAACCAUAGGACAAGGCAUGUAGACUCCAGUUUCCCAGUAGAAAGCUCUACUUGAAAAUACCCACCCCAGCCUUCCCCAGGGGUCAGUGAGUUGGAGACCAUAAAUGGCUGUUCCUUCUCACAGAGCUUGUAGGUUUGAUGGUACGGUCACAGAUCUGCUGCACAGGAACAGCUCGUGUCGGGGCCUCCUCCAUCCAGGCAGGUAGAAC